GUUUUCAUAUGCUAAUUAUAUAGAAGUAAGAUUAAUCAUGCUAUUGCAAUACAGGUUAUAUAAUAUUUGAAGUAGCCAAAAUCUUUUUUAUCGUAGCUUAUAUUGGAUAUAUAAUCAUGUUGAACAUUUUAGAAUAAUAGGAAAGGCUGACAACUAACGCUUAAAUUUGAUUAGAAAAAUAUUUUUAUCAUAAAAAGUAUAAAAUCUUCAUUAUUAUGGUAUAUUUGUUAAUAUUAAUCUGUACAUUUAACCAGUCCAUUGCAGAUUUCAAAAUUUGAAAAGUAGUAACCGAGAGAGCUAGUCAACAUAUUUGUUACUAAAACUUGUUCACAAAAGAUGUUACUAAAAAUAAGAAAAUCUAUAAAGAGCUACAUGCAUAUGAUUCUUUCAUAUUUUUUAACAUUUUUAAAAAAUAAUUGAGCAUAUAAAGAGAUACAUGCAUAUGAUUUUUUUUUAAAAAGUUAUCAAAAGUUUUCUAGUUAAUUAGACAAUGAUAUUUAUUGAAUUAAAUGACAAUAUGAUUAUUUUAGUUAAUUUUAAAAUUUAUGGGAUUAAUCACGACAUGCUAUCCAAUGCAGAAAAAAUAAUUUUUUUUUGAAAUAUUAGUUGAUUUUAAGUAAAAAAAAUAGUUUGUAGAUGUAUUUUAUUAUCUGCAAUCAAGCUAGGCAUGCAUCUGCAUCGGCAACCUACAAAAUUCUCGCGUUUUCAGAAUAUAGAUGAGAAUCUAGAUCACCUAGUGUAUUUGACCCAAAAAAGACUAUUAGUGUAUGUGAACUGUAUUUAAAAAUGCAUGAUCCAGUAAUAUUUGUUGCUAUACUAAAAUAGUUAUAACUGAAUGGGUAAUAUAUAUGUAACAUGCACUGUUUUACAGAAGAUAUUUUGACUUCCGACAAACCUGCAAAUACCAAACAAACAAAAGAGGACACAGUUACCAAAAAAUAAAAUUUAUUCCAUCUUAUCAUUCACCUAUUCAGUCGAUGUAGACACAUCACCAGUUUCAAAAAGAUGCACAAAGGCAAUGCUUAAUUCUUAUAUAUAAUCUGGAACCAAGCAGCCAUUUAGUAUUAUCUAAUAACAAGAAAAGACCCUUUAAUUCAUCUCUAAUGGCUUUCCUAAGCUUGUUUGAAAUCUCCAUUGCUUUCCUUUGCUUUUUUCUCUUUCGACAUUUCUUGAUCAAUAAGAAACCUCACCGUCUGUGUCCCACAAACUGGCCUUUCCUCGGUGUGAUCCCUGGUUUGCUCGUUGAAAUCCACCGUGUUUACGACUUCAUAACCGAGAUUCUCGAGGUCACAAACUUAACCUACUUUUGCAAAGGCCCGUGUUACGCGGGCCUCGACAUGUUGGUCACGGUUGAUCCUUCUAACAUCCACCACAUCAUGAGCUCAAACUUCUCAAACUACCCUAAAGGUCCCGAGUUCAAGAAGCUGUUCGACGUUUUGGGAGAUGGGAUUUUCAACGCGGAUUCGGAGCUGUGGAAGGAUCUGAGGAAGUCAGCUCAAAGCAUGAUGAUGCAUCCCGAGUUUCAAAAGUUUUCAUUAGCUACAAGCAUGAGUAAGCUAGAGAAAGGGCUUGUCCCACUUCUCGACCAUGUUGCUAAUGAGAAACUCGUUGUGAACUUGGAAGAUGUUUUCCAAAGAUUCACGUUCGACACUACGUGUGUUUUAGCGACCGGGUAUGAUCCAGGUUGUCUCUCGGUUGAGAUGCCGGAAAUAGAGUUUGCGAGAGCUUUGGACGAUGCAGAGGAAGCCAUAUUCUUCAGACACGUCAAGCCGGAGAUCUUGUGGAAGAUGGAAAGCUUCAUUGGUCUAGGAGAUGAGAAGAAGAUGACGAAGGCUCGUGCUACUUUUGAUCGUGUUUGCUCCAAGUACAUAGCUUCUAAGAGAGAUGAGGUCAUCACAAAUAUAGAUUCUCCUCCUGCUUCUCAAGAUUUGCUGACGUCUUACAUGAACUUGGAAACCACCAAGUACAAGCUGUUGGAUCCGAGUGACGACAGAUUCCUUAGAGACACGAUCUUGACCUUCAUGUUAGCGGGCCGAGACACGACAGGAUCUGGUCUCACUUGGCUCUUCUGGCUUCUCCUUAAGUUUCCAGAAGCAAUGGACAAGAUUCGUCAAGAAAUCAAGACAGUUCUAUCACCAAAAACAAAGACCGAUGAUGAUGAUGAUGAUUCUGAUUCAUUCAAUCCACAAGAGUUAAAGAAGUUGGUGUAUCUGCAUGGUGCAAUUUGUGAAGCCCUCAGACUCUAUCCACCGGUUCCCUUUCAACACAAGUCUCCUACUAAAACCGACGUUCUUCCGAGCGGACACAAAGUGGAAGCCAACUCGAAGAUUCUGUUCUGUCUUUACUCAUUAGGGAGAAUGAAAACGGUUUGGGGAGAAGAUGCAUUGGAGUUUAAACCGGAGAGAUGGGUUUCUGAGAGUGGGAAGUCGGUACAUGAGCCGUCUUAUAAGUUCUUGUCCUUUAACGCUGGUCCAAGAACUUGUUUGGGGAAAGAAGUGGCUUUGACGCAAAUGAAGAGUGUGGCUGUGAAAAUCAUACAAAACUACGAGAUUAAGAUGGUUGAAGGGCAAAAGAUCGAACCAGCUCCUUCUGUUAUUCUCCACACAAAACAUGGUCUUAAAGUCACAGUCACUAAGACAUGUUUGGUCUGAAUUUUCCGAAGCAUAAUCUUAUAUUAUCCACAGUCAAUGCUUCCUUUGGCCCUCCCUUAAGUGUGGAAAUCUCAUAUCACUUUUUAAGUGGUUCAUCCAAUAAAAUUAAAUUAAAUU
This is a messenger RNA of Brassica napus (rape), 2768 nucleotides long. RefSeq names its product alkane hydroxylase MAH1-like. The transcript has a single exon. Bases 1104 to 2651 code for a protein of 515 amino acids. The record is from RefSeq and is a predicted model, not a curated record. Lineage: Eukaryota; Viridiplantae; Streptophyta; Magnoliopsida; Brassicales; Brassicaceae. Gene Ontology annotation, molecular function: iron ion binding; monooxygenase activity; oxidoreductase activity, acting on paired donors, with incorporation or reduction of molecular oxygen.